Messenger RNA from Acipenser ruthenus (sterlet), 2381 nucleotides. RefSeq names its product kelch domain-containing protein 1-like. Gene Ontology annotation, molecular function: protein binding. Bases 516 to 1769 code for a protein of 417 amino acids. The transcript has 11 exons. The record is from RefSeq and is a predicted model, not a curated record. NCBI's taxonomy places the organism in Eukaryota, Metazoa, Chordata, Actinopteri, Acipenseriformes, Acipenseridae.
CGGAGCCAGCAGUAGCUCUAUUCAUUCAUGUAGAUUAGGGAGGGGCGGAGCCAGCAGUAGCUCUAUUCAUUCAUGUAGAUUAGGGAGGGGCGGAGCCAGCAGUAGCUCUAUUCAUUCAUGUAGAUUAGGGAGGGGCGGAGCCAGCAGUAGCUCUAUUCAUUCAUGUAGAUGAGGGAGGGGCGGAGCCAGCAGUAGCUCUAUUCAUUCAUGUAGAUGAGGGAGGGGCGGAGCCAGCAGUAGCUCUAUUCAUUCAUGUAGAUUAGGGAGGGGCGGAGCCAGCAGUAGCUCUAUUCAUUCAUGUAGAUGAGGGAGGGGCGGAGCCAGCAGUAGCUCUAUUCAUUCAUGUAGAUGAGGGAGGGGCGGAGCCAGCAGUAGCUCUAUUCAUUCAUGUAGAUUAGGGAGGGGCGGAGCGGUGGAAUUGCCCUCGAGGACCGGAGCGGUGCACCCCUGCUGUAGCAUUGGCUGGUUUCUCCCUUGGUUCUGGUGGUGUGGUACAAGCUUGUCAUAUCCCUGGCAUGCUGGGAGGAUGCUUGUUGAAGCAGGUCCAUGGACACACCAGGGGGGUUCAGACCUGUCGUACUGCAGCCCCCACGCUGGUUACUUCAGGACAUGACUUGAUGGAAACCCAUUCGAUGGAAGGAGACAUCCCACCUCCAAUGUCCGGGAGUUGUGAAGCCUGUCUGAAUGGAGUCAUGUACAUCUUUGGUGGAUAUGAUGACAAUGGCUAUACAAACCAGCUCUAUUGUGUUAACCUAAAGGACAAUAAUGGAAAAUUCACGUGGAAGAAAAUCACCAAUUUCAAGGGAUGUCCUCCAACACCGAGAGACAAACUGUCCUGCUGGGUGUAUGAUAACAGGAUUAUCUACUUCGGUGGUUAUGGCUGCAAGAAACUGAAUGAACUGAGUGACUCCAUGAGCUUCUGCACAGACGAGGUGUCUUGGGUGGGGGAGAUGUUUUGGGGGUGGAAUAAUGAAGUGCAUGUCUUGGACCCCGCUACAGAAACCUGGACCCAGCCAGUCACACAAGGCACUCACCCAGCACCUCGAGCUGCCCAUGCAGGCACAACCCUGGGCAUCAAAGGCUAUGUGUUUGGAGGGAGAGUGCUGGGGACCAGAACUAAUGACAUACACUGUCUAGACCUUGGUACCUGGACUUGGUCAAACAUAAUUCACUCUUCUGUCAUAAGGCCUGUUGGCCGCUCCUGGCACACCGUGACCACAGUAUCUGAUUGCAUGAUGUUCUUAUUCGGUGGAUUAAGUGCAAACAGUGAACCUCUAGACGAUGGCUGGUUGUUUAAUGUCCAGACAAAAAACUGGACCCAACUUCAACAUUUACCCAAGAAUAAGCCAAGGCUGUGGCAUACCGCCUGUCUAGGACCGGAGUCUGAAGUGUUUGUUUUUGGAGGAAGCCAGGAUGACAUACUUUCAGUGGACAGAGUUGUGUUUAGACUACAUGGGAAAAAAUGCCAAGCUUCUUCAGGAACAGCUGUCCUGGUUACCGCCGAAACUUUCUCACAAAGUUCAGGACAAGAUUUCAUUUUGGACUGGAGCUGGGACACCCCACGAGUAACAGGAAACUGCCGGGGGCAGAACUGUGAGACCAGCAGGUGGUGCUGUUGCAUAUAUAUUACCAAGGGUCACACAGAAGGAUGCUUGGAGGGAAACAUUUUGAGAACUCCCAAGAUCAGACAUGCAGGAACAGCCUGGCCAGUCCAAACUCCAUGGAACAAAAACCAACACAAGAACGUAUACACCACGAGAGACUAUUAAACACAACACAACAUACAAGCUGGAAAUAAUCAGCAAAUUGACAAAACCAUGUACAUUAUUCAUAAUAAACGAAGCACUUACUCCUGCACGCUAAUGACCAGCUAGCACACAUUGCAAUGACAGAAUGCUAACCCAGGCUGACAUGCAGAAAGACCCUCUGCAGCUUCAUAAUUAAGGGGUGUGUGGGGAUGUGAGUUGGACAUUGGAACAGGAGCCUUGCCAGGUAAUGACUUUCAUUUGGUUACUGAUUUGAAAUUGUACACUCUGCCAUAGAAGCCCCCAGGCAGUCCCUCCUUCAUGCGUUCAACUGCACCAGAUCAUCUGCUUCACAUGGCCCUGCGGGUUACCCUCAUUGCAGGCCCCCCCUUUAAUCUGCCAUAACUGACUUCCAGGAGGCUAUGUGCUGCACAGUCAUGUUCCGUUAUUAUAUAUUAAUCUAGUAUUGAUUUCAGGGCGACGGUUUAAUCCAUUCUUUCGUAAUGUAAUAUUCAGUGCACUGUGCUGUGCUACCACCAGGAAACAGACCAAACAAGUGCGUGUUUGUUUACUGUUGCAUUGUAAGUGGUUGGCACUUCCUCUUUAAAAAAAUAAAUAAAUACAGUACUCUGAACA